Molecule: messenger RNA, 1492 nt
Organism: Mytilinidion resinicola
Lineage: Eukaryota; Fungi; Ascomycota; Dothideomycetes; Mytilinidiales; Mytilinidiaceae
Exons: 5
Coding region: 1-1470 (489 amino acids)
Source: RefSeq, a predicted model, not a curated record
AUGACGAGCGCCACAGAUACGAUCGAAUUGCAGAAUCGUAAUGGAGAUACCGAUGGCAGGAAUCGGCUAACGCCCGAGCUGUAUGCUCGUCUAGUAUUAGGCUUUGCGAAACAUUCCAAACACCCUGUCUAUCCCGGGAAACACUAUACUGCCUUAGCACGGCUCCUCACCUCCCCAUACCAACGGCUUUCAACAGACGCUGAAAAUCCUACUGUCGAAGAGACAAAUCCAAACGCGAUCUACCUCUACGACUUAGCUGUCGACAGUGGUAAGCCGGAACGAAUCCACACGUUCAAUACCAUAGACGAGAUCGACCACUAUGAUGAAGAAAGUCGCAGAAAAGAGCAAGGAGGCCGCCUCAUAUUUCUUCAGGGAUAUCUCGCACCAAAAUGGCUCAACCAUAAUGGAUCCAAGUUCGAAAUCGAUCCUGAAUUCUAUUUGAGACACCUGGACUUCUCAUCCUCAGUGGUUGCCCGAGCACUAUCCAAUGCUUUCUCUGCCGUCCUCCGCAGAGAUUAUUCGCGUCCGCAUGACGUCGAUGAUAUGACAGAGUAUCUGAAGAGUCUGGGCCAGGGCAAAAAGGUCGUACCCUCAGACUUGAUCGUCCGUCACUUCUCCGUAUUUGACACUCACCAUUUUGCUAUCGAGCAGGCGGUGACCAUGCACGUUAAUUACGACAAUCCUGGUUGGACAGCACUCAUCUGGCUCGACCAAGGCCGAGAUCUACAUUUAUCCCGCCACGGCCCAUGGAGGGAUCUACAACGCGGAAAUGCAAGUAGUCUAGCAACCCAGCCCAUAAUCCAAUACCGCAAGCGCAUCGCGCUUCAAGGCGGCGGAGCCCCACGCCCACCUAACGGACAAGCUUCCUCCGGGCAUCAGCUCGCUUCUACAUAUGGCAGCUCCCUCCGACCUGAGGCGCUCGACGAGAUCUUCCGGCUCGCCAUCGCCUCCGAGUCGCAAUUCCUCACCUUCGUUUUGCACGAGAUCAAGCGAGCCAUUACCGAUGACCAAAUACAAGAUUUGCAACAUGUCCUGGCCCUCGUCGAAGACCACUGCGAUCAUAUCCGCGAAAACCUUUCCUCUGUGAAAUCUGGCGGCCAUGCCAAAUGGCCCAAAGCACCUAAGAAGCUGCGCGCAACAGCACUUGCCAAUAAAGAGCAACUGCAAAAAGAUCUCGAGUAUCUCCUAGUAUAUUCUGAGCAUCUGGUUGAUCGGUGCACGGGAGGAAUAUCUGUGAUGAUGAACGAAGCAAUGUUCAAACAAUCUCAGCGCGCGAUUGAGCAGACGGAAGCGACAAUCAAGCUGAGAUUUGCUGGUUUUCUUUUUCGCGCCUCUUUCCGUUGCGACUUCUUUCUUUUCAAUGUCGGUGAGGGAGGUGAGCGAGACGCAUUUGAGCGUUUGGGUCUGGGCUGUCGCGUCUGUGGUGAUGUUGGCGCUGUCAUUUGUGCUGUGGAAGUGCGAUCUGGGUAAGCUUGCAAAAAAGGCUUGGGCU